Molecule: messenger RNA, 36504 nt
Organism: Closterium sp. Naga37s-1
Lineage: Eukaryota; Viridiplantae; Streptophyta; Zygnematophyceae; Desmidiales; Closteriaceae
Source: the annotation of a GenBank genome assembly
AUGAAUGUUGUAUAUAGUGUACAAUUACAACACCCUCUUCUUCACAUGUGUUCCUCUUCUUCACAUGUGUCCCUCUUCUUCACAUGUGUCCCUCUUCUUCACAUGUGUCCCUCUUCUUCACAUGUGUUCCUCUUCUUCACAUGUGUCCCUCUUCUUCACAUGUGUCCCUCUUCUUCACAUGUGUCCCUCUUCUUCACAUGUGUUCCUCUUCUUCACAUGUGUCCCUCUUCUUCACAUGUGUCCCUCUUCUUCACAUGUGUUCCUCUUCUUCACAUGUGUCCCUCUUCUUCACAUGUGUCCCUCUUCUUCACAUGUGUCCCUCUUCUUCACAUGUGUUCCUCUUCUUCACAUGUGUUCCUCUUCUUCACAUGUGUUCCUCUUCUUCACAUGUGUUCCUCUUCUUCACAUGUGUUCCUCUUCUUCACAUGUGUUCCUCUUCUUCACAUGUGUUCCUCUUCUUCACAUGUGUUCCUCUUCUUCACAUGUGUUCCUCUUCUUCACAUGUGUUCCUCUUCUUCACAUGUGUUCCUCUUCUUCACAUGUGUUCCUCUUCUUCACAUGUGUUCCUCUUCUUCACAUGUGUUCCUCUUCUUCACAUGUGUUCCUCUUCUUCACAUGUGUUCCUCUUCUUCACAUGUGUUCCUCUUCUUCACAUGUGUUCCUCUUCUUCACAUGUGUUCCUCUUCUCACAUGUGUUCCUCUUCUUCACAUGUGUUCCUCUUCUUCACAUGUGUUUCCUCUUCUUCACAUGUGUUCCUCUUCUUCACAUGUGAUCCUCUUCUUCACAUGUGUUCCUCUUCUUCACAUGUGUUCCUCUUCUUCACAUGUGUUCCUCUUCUUCACAUGUGUUCCUCUUCUUCACAUGUGUUCCUCUUCUUCACAUGUGUUUCCUCUUCUUCACAUGUGUUCCUCUUCUUCACAUGUGUUCCUCUUCUUCACAUGUGUUCCUCUUCUUCACAUGUGUUCCUCUUCUUCACAUGUGUUCCUCUUCUUCACAUGUGUUCCUCUUCUUCACAUGUGUUCCUCUUCUUCACAUGUGUUUCCUCUUCUUCACAUGUGUUCCUCUUCUUCACAUGUGUUCCUCUUCUUCACAUGUGUUCCCUCUUCUUCACAUGUGUCCUCUUCUUCACAUGUGUUCCUCUUCUUCACAUGUGUUCCUCUUCUUCACAUGUGUCCCUCUUCUUCACAUGUGUCCCUCUUCUUCACAUGUGUUCCCUCUUCUUCACAUGUGUCCUCUUCUUCACAUGUGUCCCUCUUCUUCACAUGUGUCCCUCUUCUUCACAUGUGUCCCUCUUCUUCACAUGUGUCCCUCUCUUCACAUGUGUCCCUCUUCUUCACAUGUGUUCCUCUUCUUCACAUGUGUUCCUCUUCUUCACAUGUGUUCCUCUUCUUCACAUGUGUUCCUCUUCUUCACAUGUGUUCCUCUUCUUCACAUGUGUCCCUCUUCUUCACAUGUGUUCCUCUUCUUCACAUGUGUUCCUCUUCUUCACAUGUGUCCCUCUUCUUCACAUGUGUCCCUCUUCUUCACAUGUGUUCCUCUUCUUCACAUGUGUUCCUCUUCUUCACAUGUGUCCCUCUUCUUCACAUGUGUCCCUCUUCUUCACAUGUGUUCCUCUUCUUCACAUGUGUCCCUCUUCUUCACAUGUGUCCCUCUUCUUCACAUGUGUCCCUCUUCUUCACAUGUGUUCCUCUUCUUCACAUGUGUUCCUCUUCUUCACAUGUGUUCCUCUUCUUCACAUGUGUUCCUCUUCUUCACAUGUGUUCCUCUUCUUCACAUGUGUCCCUCUUCUUCACAUGUGUUCCUCUUCUUCACAUGUGUUCCUCUUCUUCACAUGUGUCCCUCUUCUUCACAUGUGUCCCUCUUCUUCACAUGUGUUCCUCUUCUUCACAUGUGUUCCUCUUCUUCACAUGUGUCCCUCUUCUUCACAUGUGUCCCUCUUCUUCACAUGUGUUCCUCUUCUUCACAUGUGUCCCUCUUCUUCACAUGUGUCCCUCUUCUUCACAUGUGUUCCUCUUCUUCACAUGUGUCCUCUUCUUCACAUGUGUUCCUCUUCUUCACAUGUGUUCCUCUUCUUCACAUGUGUUCCUCUUCUUCACAUGUGUUCCUCUUCUUCACAUGUGUUCCUCUUCUUCACAUGUGUUCCUCUUCUUCACAUGUGUUCCUCUUCUUCACAUGUGUUCCUCUUCUUCACAUGUGUUCCUCUUCUUCACAUGUGUUCCUCUUCUUCACAUGUGUUCCUCUUCUUCACAUGUGUUCCUCUUCUUCACAUGUGUUCCUCUUCUUCACAUGUGUUCCUCUUCUUCACAUGUGUUCCUCUUCUUCACAUGUGUUCCUCUUCUUCACAUGUGUUCCUCUUCUUCACAUGUGUUCCUCUUCUUCACAUGUGUUCCUCUUCUUCACAUGUGUUCCUCUUCUUCACAUGUGUUCCUCUUCUUCACAUGUGUCCCUCUUCUUCACAUGUGUCCCUCUUCUUCACAUGUGUUCCUCUUCUUCACAUGUGUUCCUCUUCUUCACAUGUGUCCCUCUUCCAUGUGUCCCUCUUCUUCACAUGUGUCCCUCUUCUUCACAUGUGUCCCUCUUCUUCACAUGUGUCCCUCUUCUUCACAUGUGUCCCUCUUCUUCACAUGUGUUCCUCUUCUUCACAUGUGUUCCUCUUCUUCACAUGUGUUCCUCUUCUUCACAUGUGUUCCUCUUCUUCAAAUGUGUUCCUCUUCUUCACAUGUGUCCCUCUUCUUCACAUGUGUUCCUCUUCUUCACAUGUGUUCCUCUUCUUCACAUGUGUCCCUCUUCUUCACAUGUGUCCCUCUUCUUCACAUGUGUUCCUCUUCUUCACAUGUGUUUCCUCUUCUUCACAUGUGUCCCUCUUCUUCACAUGUGUCCCUCUUCUUCACAUGUGUUCCUCUUCUUCACAUGUGUUCCCUCUUCUUCACAUGUGUCCCUCUUCUUCACAUGUGUUCCUCUUCUUCACAUGUGUCCCUCUUCUUCACAUGUGUCCCUCUUCUUCACAUGUGUCCCUCUUCUUCACAUGUGUUCCUCUUCUUCACAUGUGUCCCUCUUCUUCACAUGUGUCCCUCUUCUUCACAUGUGUUCCUCUUCUUCACAUGUGUUCCUCUUCUUCACAUGUGUUCCUCUUCUUCACAUGUGUUCCUCUUCUUCACAUGUGUUCCUCUUCUUCACAUGUGUUCCUCUUCUUCACAUGUGUCCCUCUUCUUCACAUGUGUCCCUCUUCUUCACAUGUGUUCCUCUUCUUCACAUGUGUUCCCUCUUCUUCACAUGUGUCCCUCUUCUUCACAUGUGUUCCUCUCUUCACAUGUGUCCUCUUCUCACAUGUGUUCCUCUUCUUCACAUGUGUUCCUCUUCUUCACAUGUGUUCCUCUUCUUCACAUGUGUUCCUCUUCUUCACAUGUGUUUCCUCUUCUUCACAUGUGUUCCUCUUCUUCACAUGUGUUCCUCUUCUUCACAUGUGUUCCUCUUCUUCACAUGUGUUCCUCUUCUUCACAUGUGUUCCUCUUCUUCACAUGUGUUCCUCUUCUUCACAUGUGUUCCUCUUCUUCACAUGUGUUCCUCUUCUUCACAUGUUUCCUCUUCUUCACAUGUGUUCCCUCUUCUUCACAUGUGUCCCUCUUCUUCACAUGGUGUCCCUCUUCUUCACAUUGUGCCUCUUCUUCACAUGUGUUCCUCUUCUUCACAUGUUUCCUCUUCUUCACAUGUGUUACCUCUUCUUCACAUGUGUUCCUCUUCUUCACAUGUGUUCCUCUUCUUCACAUGUGUUCCUCUUCUUCACAUGUGUUCCUCUUCUUCACAUGUGUUCCUCUUCUUCACAUGUGUUCCUCUUCUUCACAUUGUUCCUCUUCUUCACAUGUGUCUUCCUCUUCUUCACAUGUGUUCCUCCUUCUUCACAUGUGUUCCUCUUCUUCACAUGUGUUCCUCUUCUUCACAUGUGUUCCUCUUCUUCACAUGUGUUCCCUCUUCUUCACAUGUGUUCCUCUUCUUCACAUGUGUUCCCUCUUCUUCACAUGUGUUCCCUCUUCUUCACAUGUGUUCCUCUUCUUCACAUGUGUCCCUCUUCUUCACAUGUGUCCCUCUUCUUCACAUGUGUCCCUCUUCUUCACAUGUGUCCCUCUUCUUCACAUGUGUUCCCUCUUCUUCACAUGUGUCCCUCUUCUUCACAUGUGUUCCUCUUCUUCACAUGUGUUCCUCUUCUUCACAUGUGUCCUCUUUCUUCACAUGUGUUCCUCUUCUUCACAUGUGUUCCUCUUCUUCACAUGUGUUCCUCUUCUUCACAUGUGUUCCUCUUCUUCACAUGUGUUCCCUCUUCUUUCACAUGUGUUCCUCUUCUUCACAUGUGUUCCUCUUCUUCACAUGUGUUCCUCUUCUACAUGUGUCUCCUUCUUCACAUGUGUUCCUCUUCUUCACAUGUGUUCCUCUUCUUCACAUGUGUCCCUCUUCUUCACAUGUGUCCCUCUUCUUCACAUGUGUCCCCUCUUCUUCACAUGUGUCCCUCUUCUUCACAUGUGUCCCUCUUCUUCACAUGUGUCCCUCUUCUUCACAUGUGUCCCUCUCUUCACAUGUGUCCCUCUUCUUCACAUGUGUUCCUCUUCUUCACAUGUGUCCUCUUCUUCACAUGUGUUCCUCUUCUUCACAUGUGUUCCUCUUCUUCACAUGUGUUCUCUUCUUCACAUGUGUCCUCUUCUUCACAUGUGUUCCUCUUCUUCACAUGUGUUCCUCUUCUUCACAUGUGUUCCUCUUCUUCACAUGUGUUCCUCUUCUUCACAUGUGUCCCUCUUCUUCACAUGUGUUCCUCUUCUUCACAUGUGUUCCUCUUCUUCACAUGUGUUCCCUCUUCUUCACAUGUGUUCCUCUUCUUCACAUGUGUCCCUCUUCUUCACAUGUGUCCCUCUUCUUCACAUGUGUCCCUCUUCUUCACAUGUGUCCCUCUUCUUCACAUGUGUUCCUCUUCUUCACAUGUGUCCCUCUUCUUCACAUGUGUUCCUCUUCUUCACAUGUGUUCCUCUUCUUCACAUGUGUUCCUCUUCUUCACAUGUGUUCCUCUUCUUCACAUGUGUUCCUCUUCUUCACAUGUGUUCCUCUUCUUCACAUGUGUUCCUCUUCUUCACAUGUGUUCCUCUUCUUCACAUGUGUUCCUCUUCUUCACAUGUGUUCCUCUUCUUCACAUGUGUUCCUCUUCUUCACAUGUGUUCCUCUUCUUCACAUGUGUUCCUCUUCUUCACAUGUGUUCCUCUUCUUCACAUGUGUUCCUCUUCUUCACAUGUGUUCCUCUUCUUCACAUGUGUUCCUCUUCUUCACAUGUGUUCCUCUUCUUCACAUGUGUUCCUCUUCUUCACAUGUGUUCCUCUUCUUCACAUGUGUUCCUCUUCUUCACAUGUGUUCCUCUUCUUCACAUGUGUUCCUCUUCUUCACAUGUGUUCCUCUUCUUCACAUGUGUUCCUCUUCUUCACAUGUGUUCCCUCCUCUCCCUGAUGUCCUCUCUUCACAUGUGUUCCUCUUCUUCACAUGUGUCCUCUUCUUCACAUGUGUUCCUCUUCUUCACAUGUGUCCUCUUCUUCACAAUGUGUUCCCUCUUCUUCACAUGUGUCCCUCUUCUUCACAUGUGUCCUCUUCUUCACAUGUGUUCCUCUUCUUCACAUGUGUUCCUCGUCUUCACCAUGUGUUCCUCUUCUUCACAUGUGUAUUCCUCUUCUUCACAUGUGUUCCUCUUCUUCACAUGUGUUUCCUCUUCUUCACAUGUGUUCCUCUUCUUCACAUGUGUCCCUCUUCUUCACAUGUGUUCCUCUUCUUCACAUGUGUUCCUCUUCUUCACAUGUGUUCCUCUUCUUCACAUGUGUUCCUCUUCUUCAACAUGUGUUCCUCUUCUUCACGAUGUGUUCCUCUAUCUUCUACAUGUGUUCCUCUUCUCACAUGUGUUCCUCUUCUUCACAUGUGUUCCUCUUCUUCACAUGUGUUCCUCUUCUCCAUGUGUUUCCUCUUCUUCACAUGUGUUCCUCUUCUUCACAUGUGUUCCUCUUCUUCACAUGUGUUCCUCUUCUUCACAUGUGUUCCUCUUCUUCACAUGUGUUCCUCUUCUUCACAUGUGUUCCUCUCUUCACAUGUGUUCCUCUUCUUCACAUGUGUUCCUCUUCUUCACAUGUGUUACUCAUUCUUCACAUGUGUUCCUCUUCUUCACAUGUGUUCCUCUUCUUCACAUGUGUUCCUCUUCUUCACAUGUGUUCCUCUUCUUCACAUGUGUUCCUCUUCUUCACAAUGUGUUCCCUCUUCUUCACAUGUGUUCCUCUUCUUCACAUGUGUUCCUCUCUUCACAUGUGUUCCUCUUCUUCACAUGUGUUCCUCUUCUUCACAAUAUGGUUCCCUCUUCUUACAUGUGUUUCCUCUUCUUCACAUGUGUUCCUCUUCUUCACAUGUGUUCCUCUUCUUCACAUGUGUUCCUCUUCUUCAAUGUGUUCCUCUUCUUCACAUGUGUUCCUCUUCUUCACAUGUGUUUCCUCUUCUUCACAUGUGUUCCUCUUCUUCACAUGUGUUCCUCUUCUUCACAUGUGUUCCUAUCUUCACAUGUGUUCCUCUUCUCACAUGUGUUCCUCUUUCCUUCACAUGUGUUCCUCUUCUUCACAUGUGUUCCUCUUCUUCACAUGUGUUCCUCUUCUUCACAUGUGUUCCUCUUCUUCACAUGUGUUCCUCUUCUUCACAUGUGUUCCUCUUCUUCACAUGUGUUCCUCUUCUUCACAUGUGUUCCUCUUCUUCACAUGUGUUCCUCUUCUUCACAUGUGUUCCUCUUCUUCACAUGUGUUCCUCUUCUUCACAUGUGUUCCUCUUCUUCACAUGUGUUCCUCUUCUUCACAUGUGUUCCUCUUCUUCACAUGUGUUCCUCUUCUUCACAUGUGUUCCUCUUCUUCACAUGUGUUCCUCUUCUUCACAUGUGUUCCUCUUCUUCACAUGUGUUCCUCUUCUUCACAUGUGUUCCUCUUCUUCACAUGUGUUCCUCUUCUUCACAUGUGUUCCUCUUCUUCACAUGUGUUCCUCUUCUUCACAUGUGUUCCUCUUCUUCACAUGUGUUCCUCUUCUUCACAUGUGUUCCUCUUCUUCACAUGUGUUCCUCUUCUUCACAUGUGUUCCUCUUCUUCACAUGUGUUCCUCUUCUUCACAUGUGUUCCUCUUGCUUCCAUGUGUUCCUCGUCUUCACAUGUGUUCCUCUUCUUACACAUGUGUUCCUCUUCUUCACAUGUGUUUCCUCUUCUUCACAUGUGUUCCUCUUCUUCACAUGUGUUCCUCUUCUUCACAUGUGGUUCCUCUUCUUCACAUGUGUUCCUCUUCUUCACAUGUGUUCCUCUUCUUCACAUGUGUUCCUCUUCUUUCACAUGUGUUCCUCUUCUUCACAUGUGUCCCUCUUCCUUUCACAUGUGUUCCUCUUCUUCACAUGUGUUCCUCUUCUUCACAUGUGUUCCUCUUCUUCACAUGUGUUCCUCUUCUUCACAUGUGUUCCUCUUCUUCACAUGUGUUCCUCUUCUUCACAUGUGUUUCUCUUCUUCACAUGUGUUCCUCUUCUUCACAUGUGUUCCUCUUCUUCACAUGUGUUCCUCUUCUUCCCAUGUGUUCCUCUUCUUCACAUGUGUUCCUCUUCUUCACAUGUGUUCCUCUCUUCACAUGUGUUCUCUCUUCACAUGUGUUCCUCUUCUUCACAUGUGUUCCUCUUCUUCACAUGUGUUCCCUCUUCUUCACAUGUGUUCCUCUUCUUCACAUGUGUUCCUCUUCUUCACAUGUGUUCCUCUUCUUCACAUGUGUUCCUCUUCUUCACAUGUGUUUCCUCUUCUUCACAUGUGUUCCUCUUCUUCCACAUGUUUUUCCUCUUCUUCACAUGUGUUCCUCUUCUUCACAUGUGUUCCUCUUCUUCACAUGUGUUCCUCUUCUUCACAUGUGUUCCUCUUCUUUCACAUGUGUUCCUCUUCUUCACAUGUGUUCCUCUUCUUCACAUGUGUUCCUCUUCUUCACAGUGUGUUCCUCUUCUUCACAUGUGUUCCCUCUUCUUCACAUGUGUUCCUCUUCUUCACAUGUGUUCCUCUUCUUCACAUGUGUUCCUCUUCUUCACAUGUGUUCCUCUUCUUCACAUGUGUUCCUCUUCUUCACAUGUGUUCCUCUUCUUCACAUGUGUUCCUCUUCUUCACAUGUGUUCCUCUUCUUCACAUGUGUUCCUCUUCUUCACAUGGUGUUCCUCUUCUUCACAUGUGUUCCUCUUCUUCACAUGUGUUCCUCUUCUUCACAUGUGUUCCUCUUCUUCACAUGUGUUCCUCUUCUUCACAUGUGUUCCUCUUCUUCACAUGUGUUCCUCUUCUUCACAUGUGUUCCUCUUCUUCACAUGUGUUCCUCUUCUUCACAUGUGUUCCUCUUCUUCACAUGUGUUCCUCUUCUUCACAUGUGUUCCUCUUCUUCACAUGUGUUCCUCUUCUUCACAUGUGUUCCUCUUCUUCACAUGUGUUCCUCUUCUUCACAUGUGUUCCUCUUCUUCACAUGUGUUCCUCUUCUUCACAUGUGUUCCUCUUCUUCACAUGUGUUCCUCUUCUUCACAUGUGUUCCUCUUCUUCACAUGUGUUCCUCUUCUUCACAUGUGUUCCUCUUCUUCACAUGUGUUCCUCUUCUUCACAUGUGUUCCUCUUCUUCACAUGUGUUCCUCUUCUUCACAUGUGUUCCUCUUCUUCACAUGUGUUCCUCUUCUUCACAUGUGUUCCUCUUCUUCACAUGUGUUCCUCUUCUCUUCAAUUUCCUUUCACAUGUGUUCCUCUCUUCACAUGUUUUCCUCUUCUUCACAUGUGUUCCUCUUCUUCACAUGUGUUCCUCUUCUUCACAUGUGUUCCUCUUCUUCACAUGUGUUCCUCUUCUUCACAUGUGUCCCUCUUCUUCACAUGUGUUCCUCUUCUUCACAUGUGGUCCCUCUUCUUCACAUGUGUCCUCUUCUUCACAUGUGUUCCUCUUCUUCACAUGUGUUCCUCUUCUUCACAUGUGUUCCUCUUCUCACAUGUGUCCUCUUCUUCACAUGUGUUUCCUCUUCUUCACAUGUGUUCCUCUUCUUCACAUGUGUUCCUCUUCUUCACAUGUGUUCCUCUUCUUCAGCAGGAUGUUCCUCUUCUGCACAUGUGUUCCUCUUCUUCACAUGUGUUCCUCUUCUUCACAUGUGUUCCUCUUCUUCACAUGUGUUCCUCUUCUUCACAUGUGUUCCUCUUCUUCACAUGUGUUCCUCUUCUUCACAUGUGUUCCUCUUCUUCACAUGUGUUCCUCUUCUUCACAUGUGUCCUCCUCUUCACAUGUGGUCUCUCACAUGUGUUCCUCUUCUUCACAUGUGUUCCUCUUCUUCACAUGUGUUCCUCUUCUUCACAUGUGUUCCUCUUCUUCACAUGUGUUCCUCUUCUUCACAUGUGUUCCUCUUCUUCACAUGUGUUCCUCUUCUUCACAUGUGUUCCUCUUCUUCACAUGUGUUCCUCUUCUUCACAUGUGUUCCUCUUCUUCACAUGUGUCCCUCUUCUUCACAUGUGUUCCUCUUCUUCACAUGUGUUCCUCUUCUUCACAUGUGUUCCUCUUCUUCACAUGUGUUCCUCUUCUUCACAUGUGUUCCUCUUCUUCACAUGUGUUCCUCUUCUUCACAUGUGUUCCUCUUCUUCACAUGUGUUCCUCUUCUUCACAUGUGUUCCUCUUCUUCACAUGUGUUCCUCUUCUUCACAUGUGUUCCUCUUCUUCACAUGUGUUCCUCUUCUUCACAUGUGUUCCUCUUCUUCACAUGUGUUCCUCUUCUUCACAUGUGUUCCUCUUCUUCACAUGUGUUCCUCUUCUUCACAUGUGUUCCUCUUCUUCACAUGUGUUCCUCUUCUUCACAUGUGUUCCUCUUCUUCACAUGUGUUCCUCUUCUUCACAUGUGUUCCUCUUCUUCACAUGUGUUCCUCUUCUUCACAUGUGUUCCUCUUCUUCACAUGUGUUCCUCUUCUUCACAUGUGUUCCUCUUCUUCACAUGUGUUCCUCUUCUUCACAUGUGUUCCUCUUCUUCACAUGUGUUCCUCUUCUUCACAUGUGUUCCUCUUCUUCACAUGUGUUCCUCUUCUUCACAUGUGUUCCUCUUCUUCACAUGUGUUCCUCUUCUUCACAUGUGUUCCUCUUCUUCACAUGUGUUCCUCUUCUUCACAUGUGUUCCUCUUCUUCACAUGUGUUCCUCUUCUUCACAUGUGUUCCUCUUCUUCACAUGUGUUCCUCUUCUUCACAUGUGUUCCUCUUCUUCACAUGUGUUCCUCUUCUUCACAUGUGUUCCUCUUCUUCACAUGUGUUCCUCUUCUUCACAUGUGUUCCUCUUCUUCACAUGUGUUCCUCUUCUUCACAUGUGUUCCUCUUCUUCACAUGUGUUCCUCUUCUUCACAUGUGUUCCUCUUCUUCACAUGUGUUCCUCUUCUUCACAUGUGUUCCUCUUCUUCACAUGUGUUCCUCUUCUUCACAUGUGUUCCUCUUCUUCACAUGUGUUCCUCUUCUUCACAUGUGUUCCUCUUCUUCACAUGUGUUUCCUCUUCUUCACAUGUGUUCCUCUUCUUCACAUGUGUUCCUCUUCUUCACAUGUGUUCCUCUUCUUCACAUGUGUUCCUCUUCUUCACAUGUGUUCCUCUUCUUCACAUGUGUUCCUCUUCUUCACAUGUGUUCCUCUUCUUCACAUGUGUUCCUCUUCUUCACAUGUGUUCCUCUUCUUCACAUGUGUUCCUCUUCUUCACAUGUGUUCCUCUUCUUCACAUGUGUUCCUCUUCUUCACAUGUGUUCCUCUUCUUCACAUGUGUUCCUCUUCUUCACAUGUGUUCCUCUUCUUCACAUGUGUUCCUCUUCUUCACAUGUGUUCCUCUUCUUCACAUGUGUUCCUUCUUACUUCAACAUGUGUUCCUCUUCUUCACAUGUGUUCCUCUUCUUCACAUGUGUUCCUCUAUCUUCACAUUGUUCCUCUUCUUCACAUGUGUUCUCUUCUUCACAAUGUGUUCCUCUUCUUCACAUGUGUUCCUCUUCUUCACAUGUGUUCCUCUUCUUACAUGUGUUCCUCUUCUCACAUGUGGUUCCUCUUCUUCACAGACUGUGUUCCUCUUCUUCACAUGUGUUCCUCUUCUUCACAUGUGUUCCUCUUCUCACAUGUGUUCCUCUUCUUCACAUGUGUUCCUCUUCUUCACAUGGUUCCUCUUCUUCACAUGUGUUUCCUCUUCUUCACAUGUGUUCCUCUUCUUCACAUGUGUUCCUCUUCUUCACAUGUGGUCCUCUUCUUCACAUGUGUUCUCUUCUUCACAUGUGUUCCUCUUUCUUCACAUAGUGUUCCUCUUCUUCACAUGUGUUCCUCUUCUUCACAUGUGUUCCUCUUCUUCACAUGUGUUCCUCUUCUUCACAUGUGUUUCCUCUUCUUCACAUGUGUUCCUCUUCUUCACAUGUGUUCCUCUUCUUCACAUUGUGUUCCUCUUCUUCACAUGUGUUUCCUCUUCUUCACAUGUGUUCCUCUUCUUCACAUGUGUUCCUCUUCUUCACAUGUGUUCCUCUUCUUCACAUGUGUUUCCUCUUCUUCACAUGUGUUCCUCUUCUUCACAUGUGUUCCUCUUCUUCACAUGUGUUCCCUCUUCUUCACAUGUGUUCCUCUUCUUCACAUGUGUUCCUCUUCUUCACAUGUGUUCCUCUUCUUCACAUGUGUUCCUCUUCUUCACAUGUGUUCCUUCUUCACAUGUGUUCCUCUUCUUCACAUGUGUUCCUCUUCUUCACAUGUGUUCCUCUUCUUCACAUGUGUUCCUCUUCUUCACAUGUGUUCCUCUUCUUCACAUGUGUUCCUCUUCUUCACAUGUGUUCCUCUUCUUCACAUGUGUUCCUCUUCUUCACAUGUGUUCCUCUUCUUCACAUGUGUUCCUCUUCUUCACAUGUGUUCCUCUUCUUCACAUGUGUUCCUCUUCUUCACAUGUGUUCCUCUUCUUCACAUGUGUUCCUCUUCUUCACAUGUGUUCUCUUCUUCACAUGUGUUCCUCUUCUUCACAUGUGUUUCCUCUUCUUCACAUGUGUUCCUCUUCUUCACAUGUGGUUCCUCUUCUUCACAUGUGUUCCUCUUCUUCACAUGUGUUCUCUUCUUCACAUGUGUUCCUCUUCUUCACAUGUGUUCCUCUUCUUCACAUGUGUUCCUCUUCUUCACAUGUGUUCCUCUUCUUCACAUGUGUUCCUCUUCUUCACAUGUGUUCCUCUUCUUCACAUGUGUUCCUCUUCUUCACAUGUGUUCCUCUCUUCACAUGUGUUCCUCUUCUUCACAUUUGUUCCUCUUCUUCACAUGUGUUCCUCUUCUUCACAUGUGUUCCUCUUCUUGCACAUGUGUUCCUCUUCUUCACAUGUGUUCCUCUUCUUCACAUGUGUUCCUCUUCUUCACAUGUUGUUCCUCUUCUUCACAUGUGUUCCUCUUCUUCACGAUGUGUUCCUCUUCGUCACAUGUGUUCCUCUUCUUCACAUGUGUUCCUCUUCUUCACAUGUGUUCCUCUUCUUCACAUGUGUUCCUCUUCUUCACAUGUGUUCCUCUUCUUCACAUGUGUUCCUCUUCUUCACAUGUGUUCCUCUUCUUCACAUGUGUUCCUCUUCUUCACAUGUGUGUCCUCUUCCUUCACAAGAUGUGUUCUCUCAUUCUUCACAUGUGUUCCUCUUCUUCACAUGUGUUCCUCUUCUUCACAUGUGUUCCUCUUCUUCACGAUGUGUUUCCUCUUCUUCACAUGUGUUCCUCUUCUUCACAUGUGUUUCCUCUUCUUCACAUGUGUUCCUCUUCUUCACAUGUGUUCCUCUUCUUCACAUGUGUUCCUCUUCUCACAUGUGUUCCUCUUCUUCACAUGUGGUUCCUCUUCUUCACAUGUUUCUCUUCUUCACAUGUGUUCCUCUUCUUCACAUGUGUUCCCUCUUCUUCACAUGUGUUCCUCUUCUUCACAUGUGUUUCCUCUUCUUCACAUGUGUUCCUCUUCUUAACAUGUGGUUCCUCUUCUUCACAUGUGUUCCUCUUCUUCACAUGUGUUCCUCUUCUUCACAUGUGUUCCUCUUCUUCACGAUGUGUUCCUCUUCUUCACAUGUGGUUCCUCUUCUUCACAUGUGUAUCCUCUUCUUCACAUGUGUUUCCUCUUCUUCACAGUGUGUUCCUCUUCUUCACAUGUGUUCCUCUUCUUCACAUGUGUUCCUCUUCUUCACAUGUGUUCCUCUUCUUCACAUGUGUUCCUCUUCUUCACAUGUGUUCCUCUUCUUCACAUGUGUUCCUCUUCUUCACAUGUGUUCCUCUUCUUCACAUGUGUUCCUCUUCUUCACAUGUGUUCCUCUUCUUCACAUGUGUUCCUCUUCUUCACAUGUGUUCCUCUUCUUCACAUGUGUUCCUCUUCUUCACAUGUGUUCCUCUUCUUCACAUGUGUUCCUCUUCUUCACAUGUGUUCCUCUUCUUCACAUGUGUUCCUCUUCUUCACAUGUGUUCCUCUUCUUCACAUGUGUUCCUCUUCUUCACAUGUGUUCCUCUUCUUCACAUGUGUUCCUCUUCUUCACAUGUGUUCCUCUUCUUCACAUGUGUUCCUCUUCUUCACAUGUGUUCCUCUUCUUCACAUGUGUUCCUCUUCUUCACAUGUGUUCCUCUUCUUCACAUGUGUUCCUCUUCUUCACAUGUGUUCCUCUUCUUCACAUGUGUUCCUCUUCUUCACAUGUGUUCCUCUUCUUCACAUGUGUUCCUCUUCUUCACAUGUGUUCCUCUUCUUCACAUGUGUUCCUCUUCUUCACAUGUGUUCCUCUUCUUCACAUGUGUUCCUCUUCUUCACAUGUGUUCCUCUUCUUCACAUGUGUUCCUCUUCUUCACAUGUGUUCCUCUUCUUCACAUGUGUUCCUCUUCUUCACAUGUGUUCCUCUUCUUCACAUGUGUUCCUCUUCUUCACAUGUGUUCCUCUUCUUCACAUGUGUUCCUCUUCUUCACAUGUGUUCCUCUUCUUCACAUGUGUUCCUCUUCUUCACAUGUGUUCCUCUUCUUCACAUGUGUUCCUCUUCUUCACAUGUGUUCCUCUUCUUCACAUGUGUUCCUCUUCUUCACAUGUGUUCCUCUUCUUCACAUGUGUUCCUCUUCUUCACAUGUGUUCCUCUUCUUCACAUGUGUUCCUCUUCUUCACAUGUGUUCCUCUUCUUCACAUGUGUUCCUCUUCUUCACAUGUGUUCCUCUUCUUCACAUGUGUUCCUCUUCUUCACAUGUGUUCCUCUUCUUCACAUGUGUUCCUCUUCUUCACAUGUGUUCCUCUUCUUCACAUGUGUUCCUCUUCUUCACAUGUGUUCCUCUUCUUCACAUGUGUUCCUCUUCUUCACAUGUGUUCCUCUUCUUCACAUGUGUUCCUCUUCUUCACAUGUGUUCCUCUUCUUCACAUGUGUUCCUCUUCUUCACAUGUGUUCCUCUUCUUCACAUGUGUUCCUCUUCUUCACAUGUGUUCCUCUUCUUCACAUGUGUUCCUCUUCUUCACAUGUGUUCCUCUUCUUCACAUGUGUUCCUCUUCUUCACAUGUGUUCCUCUUCUUCACAUGUGUUCCUCUUCUUCACAUGUGUUCCUCUUCUUCACAUGUGUUCCUCUUCUUCACAUGUGUUCCUCUUCUUCACAUGUGUUCCUCUUCUUCACAUGUGUUCCUCUUCUUCACAUGUGUUCCUCUUCUUCACUGUGUUCCUCUUCUUCACAUGUGUUCCUCUUCUUCACAUGUGUUCCUCUUCUUCACAUGUGUUCCUCCUUCUUUCACAUGUGUUCCUCUUCUUCACAUGUGUUCCUCUUCUUCACAUGUGUUCCUCUUCUUCACAUGUGUUCCUCUUCUUACACAUGUGUUCCUCUUCUUCACAUGUGUUCCUCUUCUUCACAUGUGUUUCCUCUUCUUCACAUGUGUUCCUCUUCUUCACAUGUGUUCCUCUUCUUCACAUUUGUUCCUCUUCUUCACAUGUGUUCCUCUUCUUCACAUGUGUUUCCUCUUCUUCACAUGUGUUCCUCUUCUUCACAUGUGUUCCCUCUUCCUUCACAUGUGUUCCUCUUCUUCACAUGUGUUCCUCUUCUUCACAUGUUGUUCCUCUUCUUCACAUGUUGUUCCUCUUCUUCACAUGUGUUCCUCUUCCUUCACAUGUGUUCCUCUUCUUCACAUGUGUUCCUCUUCUUCACAUGUGUUCCUCUUCUUCACAUGUGUUCCUCUUCUUCACAUGUUUUCCUCUUCUUCACAUGUGUUCCUCUUCUUCACAUGUGUUUCCUCUUCUUCACAUGUUGUUCCUCUUCUUCACAUGUGUUCCUCUUCUUACACAUGUGUUCCUCUUCUUCACAUGUGUUCCUCUUCUUCACAUGUUGUUCCUCUUCUUCACAUGUGUUCCCUCUUCUUCACAUGUGUUCCUCUUCUUCACAUGUGUUCCUCUUCUUCACAUGUGUUCCAUCUUCUUCACAUGUGUUCCUCUUCUUCACCUGUGUUCCUCUUCUUCACAUGUGUUCCUCUUCUUCACAUGUGUUUCCUCUUCUUCACAUGUGUUCCUCUUCUCACAUGUGGUUCCUCUUCUUCACAUGUGUUCCUCUUCUUCACAAUGUGUUUCCUCUUCUUCACAUGUGUUCCUCUUCUUCACAUGUGUUCCUCUUCUUCACAUGUGUUCUCUCUUCACGUGUGUUCCUCGGUCUUCACCAUGUGUUCCUCUUCUUCACAUGUGGUUCCUCUUCUUCACAUGUGUUCCCUUCUUCACAUGUGUUCCCUCUUCUUAAACAUGUGUUUCCUCUUCUUCACAUGUGUUCCUCUUCUUCACAUGUGUUUCCUCUUCUUCUCACAUCUUCAAAUGUGUUCCUCUUCUUCACAUGUGUUCCUCUUCUUCACAUGUGUUCCUCUUCUUCACAUGUGUUUCCUCUUCUUCACAUGUGUUUCCUCUUCUUCACAUGUGUUCCUCUUCUUCACAUGUGUUCCUCUUCUUCACAUGUGUUCCUCUUCUUCACAUGUGUUCCUCUUCUUCACAUUGUGUUCCUCUUCUUCACAUGUGUUCCUCUUCUUCACAUGUGUUCCUCUUCUUCACAUGUGUUCCUCUUCUUCACAUGUGUUCCUCUUCUUCACAUGUGUUCCUCUUCUUCACAUGUGUUCCUCUUCUUCACAUGUGUUCCUCUUCUUCACAUGUGUUCCUCUUCUUCACAUGUGUUCCUCUUCUUCACAUGUGUUCCUCUUCUUCACAUGUGUUCCUCUUCUUCACAUGUGUUCCUCUUCUUCACAUGUGUUCCUCUUCUUCACAUGUGUUCCUCUUCUUCACAUGUGUUCCUCUUCUUCACAUGUGUUCCUCUUCUUCACAUGUGUUCCUCUUCUUCACAUGUGUUCCUCUUCUUCACAUGUGUUCCUCUUCUUCACAUGUGUUCCUCUUCUUCACAUGUGUUCCUCUUCUUCACAUGUGUUCCUCUUCUUCACAUGUGUUCCUCUUCUUCACAUGUGUUCCUCUUCUUCACAUGUGUUCCUCUUCUUCACAUGUGUUCCUCUUCUUCACAUGUGUUCCUCUUCUUCACAUGUGUUCCUCUUCUUCACAUGUGUUCCUCUUCUUCACAUGUGUUCCUCUUCUUCAGCAUGUGUUCCUCUUCUUCACAUGUGUUCCUCUUCUUACACAUGUGUUCCUCUUCUUCACAUGUGUUCCUCUUCUUCACAUGUGUUCCUCUUCUUCACAUGUGUUCCUCUUCUUCACAUGUGUUCCUCUUCUUCACAUGUGUUCCUCUUCUUCACAUGUGUUCCUCUUCUUCGACAUGUGUUCCUCUUCUUCACAUGUGUUCCUCUUCUUCACAUGUGUUCCUCUUCUUCACAUGUGUUCCUCUUCUUCACAUGUGUUCCUCUUCUUCACAUGUGUUCCUCUUCUUCACAUGUGUUCCUCUUCUUCACAUGUGUUCCUCUUCUUACCAUGUGUUCCUCUUCUUCACAUGUGUUCCUCUUCUUCACAUGUGUUCCUCUUCUUCACAUGUGUUCCUCUUCUUCACAUGUGUUCCUCUUCUUCACAUGUGUUCCUCUUCUUCACAUGUGUUUCCUCUUCUUCACAUGUGUUCCUCUCUUCACAUGUGUUCCUCUUCUUCACAUGUGUUCCCUCUUCUUCACAUGUGUUCCUCUUCUUCACAUGUGUUCCUCUUCUUCACAUGUGUUCCCUCUUCUUCACAUGUGUUCCUCUUCUUCACAUGUGUUCCUCUUCUUCACAUGUGUUCCUCUUCUUCACAUGUGUUCCUCUUCUUCACAUGUGUUCCUCUUCUUCACAUGUGUUCCUCUUCUUCACAUGUGUUCCUCUUCUUCACAAUGUGUUCCUCUUCUUCACAUGUGUUCCUCUUCUUCACAUGUGUUUCCUCUUCUUCACAUGUGUUCCUCUUCUUCACAUGUGUUCCUCUUCUUCACAUGUGUUCCUCUUCUUCACAUGUGUUCCUCUUCUUCACAUGUGUUCCUCUUCUUCACAUGUGUUCCUCUUCUUCACAUGUGUUCCUCUUCUUCACAUGUUGUUCCUCUUCUUCACAUGUGUUCCUCUUCUUCACAUGUGUUCCUCUUCUUCACAUGUGUUCCUCUUCUUCACAUGUGUUCCUCUUCUUCACAUGUGUUCCUCUUCUUCACAUGUGUUCCUCUUCUUCACAUGUGUUCCUCUUCUUCACAUGUGUUCCUCUUCUUCACAUGUGUUCCUCUUCUUCACAUGUGUUCCUCUUCUUCACAUGUGUUCCUCUUCUUCACAUGUGUUCCUCUUCUUCACAUGUGUUCCUCUUCUUCACAUGUGUUCCUCUUCUUCACAUGUGUUCCUCUUCUUCACAUGUGUUCCUCUUCUUCACAUGUGUUCCUCUUCUUCACAUUGUGUUCCUCUUCUUCACAUGUGUUCCUCUUCUUCACAAAACAUGUGUUCCUCUUCUUCAACAUGUGUUCCUCUCUUCACAUGUGUUCCUCUUCUUCACAUGUGUUCCUCUUCUUCACAUGUGUUCCUCUUCUUCACAUGUGUUCCUCUUCUUCACAUGUGUUCCUCUUCUUCACAUGUGUUCCUCUUCUUCACAUGUGUUCCUCUUCUUCACAUGUGUUCCUCUUCUUCACAUGUGUUCCUCUUCUUCACAUGUGUUUCCUCUUCUUCACAUGUGUUCCUCUUCUUCACAUGUGUUCCUCUUCUUCACAUGUGUUCCUCUUCUUCACAUGUGUUCCUCUUCUUCACAUGUGUUUCCUCUUCUUCACAUGUGUUCCUCUUCUUCACAUGUGUUCCUCUUCUUCACAUGUGUUCCUCUUCUUCACAUGUGUUCCUCUUCUUCACAUGUGUUCCUCUCUUCACAUGUGUUCCUCUUCUUCACAUGUGUUCCUCUUCUUCACAUGUGUUCCUCUUCAUUCACAUGUGUUCCUCUUCUUCACAUGUGUUCCUCUUCUUCACAUGUGUUCCUCUUCUUCACAUGUGUUCCUCUUCUUCACAUGUGUUCCUCUUCUUCACAUGUGUUCCUCUUCUUCACAUGUGUUCCUCUUCUUCACAUGUGUUCCUCUUCUUCACAUGUGUUCCUCUUCUUCACAUGUGUUCCUCUUCUUCACAUGUGUUCCUCUUCUUCACAUGUGUUCCUCUUCUUCACAUGUGUUCCUCUUCUUCACAUGUGUUCCUCUUCUUCACAUGUGUUCCUCUUCUUCACAUGUGUUCCUCUUCUUCACAUGUGUUCCUCUUCUUCACAUGUGUUCCUCUUCUUCACAUGUGUUCCUCUUCUUCACAUGUGUUCCUCUUCUUCACAUGUGUUCCUCUUCUUCACAUGUGUUCCUCUUCUUCACAUGUGUUCCUCUUCUUCACAUGUGUUCCUCUUCUUCACAUGUGUUCCUCUUCUUCACAUGUGUUCCUCUUCUUCACAUGUGUUCCUCUUCUUCACAUGUGUUCCUCUUCUUCACAUGUGUUCCUCUUCUUCACAUGUGUUCCUCUUCUUCACAUGUGUUCCUCUUCUUCACAUGUGUUCCUCUUCUUCACAUGUGUUCCUCUUCUUCACAUUGUUCUCUUCUUCACAUUGUCUUCCUCUUCUCACAUGUGUUCCUCUUCUUCACAUGUGUUCCUCUUCUUCACAUGUGUUUCCUCUUCUUCACAUGUGUUCCUCUUCUUCACAUGUGUUCCUCUUCUUCACAUGUGUUCCUCUUCUUCACAUGUGUUCCUCUUCUUCACAUGUGUUUCCUCUUCUUCACAUGUGUUCCUCUUCUUCACAUGUGUUCCUCUUCUUCACAUGUGUUCCUCUUCUUCACAUGUGUUCCUCUUCUUCACAUGUGUUCCUCUCUUCACAUUGUUCCUCUUCUUCACAUGUGUUCCUCUUCUUCACAUGUGUUCCUCUUCUUCACAUGUGUUCCUCUUCUUCACAUGUGUUCCUCUUCUUCACAUGUGUUCCUCUUCUUCACAUGUGUUCCUCUUCUUCACAUGUGUUCCUCUUCUUCACAUGUGUUCCUCUUCUUCACAUGUGUUCCUCUUCUUCACAUGUGUUCCUCUUCUUCACAUGUGUUCCUCUUCUUUCACAUGUGUUCCUCUUCUUCACAUGUGUUCCUCUUCUUCACAUGUGUUCCUCUUCUUCACAUUGUUUCCUCUUCUUCACAUGUGUUCCUCUUCUUCACAUGUGUUCCUCUUCUUCACAUGUGUUCCUCUUCUUCACAUGUGUUCCUCUUCUUCACAUGUGUUCCUCUUCUUCACAUGUGUUUCCUCUUCUUCACAUGUGUUCCUCUUCUUCACAUGUGUUCCUCUUCUUCACAUGUGUUUCCUCUUCUCACAUGUGUUCCUCUUCUUCACAUGUGUUCCUCUUCUUCACAUGUGUUCCUCUUCUUCACAUGUGUUCCUCUUCUUCACAUGUGUUCCUCUUCUUCACUAUGUGUUUCCUCUUCUUCACAUGUGUUCCUCUUUCAUUCACAUGUGUUCCUCUUCUUCACAUGUGUUCCUCUUCUUCACAUGUGUUCCUCUUCUUCACAUGUGUUCCUCUUCUUCACAUGUGUUCCUCUUCUUCACAUGUGUUCCUCUUCUUCACAUGUGUUCCUCUUCUUCACAUGUGUUCCUCUUCUUCACAUGUGUUCCUCUUCUUCACAUGUGUUCCUCUUCUUCACAUGUGUUCCUCUUCUUCACAUGUGUUCCUCUUCUUCACAUGUGUUCCUCUUCUUCACAUGUGUUCCUCUUCUUCACAUGUGUUCCUCUUCUUCACAUGUGUUCCUCUUCUUCACAUGUGUUCCUCUUCUUCACAUGUGUUCCUCUUCUUCACAUGUGUUCCUCUUCUUCACAUGUGUUCCUCUUCUUCACAUGUGUUCCUCUUCUUCACAUGUGUUCCUCUUCUUCACAUGUGUUCCUCUUCUUCACAUGUGUUCCUCUUCUUCACAUGUGUUCCUCUUCUUCACAUGUGUUCCUCUUCUUCACAUGUGUUCCUCUUCUUCACAUGUGUUCCUCUUCUUCACAUGUGUUCCUCUUCUUCACAUGUGUUCCUCUUCUUCACAUGUGUUCCUCUUCUUCACAUGUGUUCCUCUUCUUCACAUGUGUUCCUCUUCUUCACAUGUGUUCCUCUUCUUCACAUGUGUUCCUCUUCUUCACAUGUGUUCCUCUUCUUCACAUGUGUUCCUCUUCUUCACAUGUGUUCCUCUUCUUCACAUGUGUUCCUCUUCUUCACAUGUGUUCCUCUUCUUCACAUGUGUUCCUCUUCUUCACAUGUGUUCCUCUUCUUCACAUGUGUUCCUCUUCUUCACAUGUGUUCCUCUUCUUCACAUGUGUUCCUCUUCUUCACAUGUGUUCCUCUUCUUCACAUGUGUUCCUCUUCUUCACAUGUGUUCCUCUUCUUCACAUGUGUUCCUCUUCUUCACAUGUGUUCCUCUUCUUCACAUGUGUUCCUCUUCUUCACAUGUGUUCCUCUUCUUCACAUGUGUUCCUCUUCUUCACAUGUGUUCCUCUUCUUCACAUGUGUUCCUCUUCUUCACAUGUGUUCCUCUUCUUCACAUGUGUUCCUCUUCUUCACAUGUGUUCCUCUUCUUCACAUGUGUUCCUCUUCUUCACAUGUGUUCCUCUUCUUCACAUGUGUUCCUCUUCUUCACAUGUGUUCCUCUUCUUCACAUGUGUUCCUCUUCUUCACAUGUGUUCCUCUCUUCACAUGUUCCUCUUCUUCACAUGUGUUCCUCUUCUUCACAUGUGUUUCCUCUUCUUCACAUGUGUUCCUCUUCUUCACAUGUGUUCCUCUUCUUCACAUGUGUUCCUCUUCUUCACAUGUGUUCCUCUUCUUCACAUGUGUUCCUCUUCUUCACAUGUGUUCCUCUUCUUCACAUGUGUUCCUCUUCUUCACAUGUGUUCCUCUUCUUCACAUGUGUUCCUCUUCUUCACAUGUGUUCCUCUUCUUCACAUGUGUUCCUCUUCUUCACAUGUGUUCCUCUUCUUCACAUGUGUUCCUCUUCUUCACAUGUGUUCCUCUUCUUCACAUGUGUUCCUCUUCUUCACAUGUGUUCCUCUUCUUCACAUGUGUUCCUCUUCUUCACAUGUGUUCCUCUUCUUCACAUGUGUUCCUCUUCUUCACAUGUGUUCCUCUUCUUCACAUGUGUUCCUCUUCUUCACAUGUGUUCCUCUUCUUCACAUGUGUUCCUCUUCUUCACAUGUGUUCCUCUUCUUCACAUGUGUUCCUCUUCUUCACAUGUGUUCCUCUUCUUCACAUGUGUUCCUCUUCUUCACAUGUGUUCCUCUUCUUCACAUGUGUUCCUCUUCUUCACAUGUGUUCCUCUUCUUCACAUGUGUUCCUCUUCUUCACAUGUGUUCCUCUUCUUCACAUGUGUUCCUCUUCUUCACAUGUGUUCCUCUUCUUCACAUGUGUUCCUCUUCUUCACAUGUGUUCCUCUUCUUCACAUGUGUUCCUCUUCUUCACAUGUGUUCCUCUUCUUCACAUGUGUUCCUCUUCUUCACAUGUGUUCCUCUUCUUCACAUGUGUUCCUCUUCUUCACAUGUGUUCCUCUUCUUCACAUGUGUUCCUCUUCUUCACAUGUGUCCUUCUUCACAUGUGUUUCCUCUUCUUCACAUGUGUUCCUCUUCUCACAUGUGUUCCUCUUCUUCACAUGUGUGUCCUCUUCUUCACAUGUGUUCCUCUUCUUCACAUGUUGUUCCUCUUCUUCACAUGUGUUCCUCUUCUUCACAUGUGUUCCUCUUCUUCACAUGUGUUCCUCUUCUUCACAUUGUGUUCCUCUUCUUCACAUGUGUUCCUCUUCUUCACAUGUGUUCCUCUUCUUCACAUGUGUUCCUCUUCUUCACAUGUGUUCCUCUUCUUCACAUGUGUUCCUCUAAUCUUCGACAUGUGUUUCCUCUUCUUCACAUGUGUUCCUCUUCUUCACAUUGUGUUCCUCUUCUUCACAUGUGUUCCUCUUCUUCACAUGUGUUCCUCUUCUUCACAUGUGUUUCCUUCUUCUUCACAUGUGUUCCUCUUCUUCACAUGUGUUCCUCUUCUUCACAUGUGUUCCUCUUCUUCACAUGUGUUCCUCUUCUUCACAUGUGUUCCUAUUCUUCACAUGUGUUCCUCUUCUUCACAUGUGUUCCUCUUCUUUCACAUGUGUUCCUCUUCUUCACAUGUGUUCCUCUUCUUCACAUGUGUUCCUCUUCUUUCACAUGUGUUCCUCUUCUUCACAUGUGUUCCUCUUCUUCACAUGUGUUCCUCUUCUUCCACAUGUGUUCCUCUUCUUCACAUGUGUUCCUCUUCUUCACAUGUGUUCCUCUUCUUCACAUGUGUUCCUCUUCUUCACAUGUGUUCCUCUUCUUCACAUGUGUUUCCUCUUCUUCACAUGUGUUCCUCUUCUUCACAUGUGUUCCUCUUCUUCACAUGUGUUUCCUCUUCUUCACAUGUGUUCCUCUUCUUCACAUUGUGUUCCUCUUCUUCACAUGUGUUUUCCUCUUCUUCACAUGUGUUCCUUCUCACAGUGUCUCUAUUCACAUGUGUUCCUCUUCUUCACAUGUGUUCCUCUUCUUCACAUGUGUUCCUCUUCUUCACAUGUGUUCCUCUUCUUCACAUGUGUCCUCUUCUUCACAUGUGUUCCUCUUCUUCACAUGUGUUCCUCUUCUUCACAUGUGUUCCUCUUCUUCACAUGUGUUCCUCUUCUUCACAUGGUGUUCCUCUUCUUCACAUGUGUUCUACUUCUUCACAUGUGUUCCUCUUCUUCACAUGUGUUCCUCUUCUUCACAUGUGUUCCUCUUCUUCACAUGUGUUCCUCUUCUUCACAUGUGUUCCUCUUCUUCACAUGUGUUCCUCUUCUUCACAUGUGUUCCUCUUCUUCACAUUGUUUUCCUCUUCUUCACAUGUGUUCCUCUUCUUCACAUGUGUUCCUCUUCUUCACAUGUGUUCCUCUUCUUCACAUGUGUUCCUCUUCUUCACAUGUGUUCCUCUUCUUCACAUGUGUUCCUCUUCUUCACAUGUGUUCCUCUUCUUCACAUGUGUUCCUCUUCUUCACAUGUGUUCCUCUUCUUCACAGGUGUUCCUCUUCUUCACAUGUGUUCCUCUUCUUCACAUGUGUUCCUCUUCUUCACAUGUGUUUCCUCUUCUUCACAUGUGUUCCUCUUCUUCACAUGUGUUCCUCUUCUUCACAUGUGUUCCUCUUCUUCACAUGUGUUCCUCUUCUUCACAUGUGUUCCUCUUCUUCACAUGUGUUUCCUCUUCUUCACAUGUGUUCCUCUUCUUCACAUGUGUUCCUCUUCUUCACAUGUGUUCCUCUUCUUCACAUGUGUUCCUCUUCUUCACAUGUGUUCCUCUUCUUCACAUGUGUUCCUCUUCUUCACAUGUGUUCCUCUUCUUCACAUGUAGUCCUCUUACUCACAUGUGUUCCUCUUCUUCACAUGUGUUCCUCUUCUUCACAUGUGUUCCUCUUCUUCACAUGUGUUCCUCUUCUUCACAUGUGUUCCUCUUCUUCACAUGUGUUCCUCUUCUUCACAUGUGUUCCUCUUCUUCACAUGUGUUCCUCUUCUUCACAUGUGUUCCUCUUCUCACAUGUGUUCCUCUUCUUCACAUGUGUUCCUCUUCUUCACAUGUGUUCCUCUUCUUCACAUGUGUUCCUCUUCUUCACAUGUGUUCCUCUUCUUCACAUGUGUUCCUCUUCUUCACAUGUGUUCCUCUUCUUCACAUGUGUUCCUCUUCUUCACAUGUGUUCCUCUUCUUCACAUGUGUUCCUCUUCUUCACAUGUGUUCCUCUUCUUCACAUGUGUUCCUCUUCUUCACAUGUGUUCCUCUUCUUCACAUGUGUUCCUCUUCUUCACAUGUGUUCCUCUUCUUCACAUGUGUUCCUCUUCUUCACAUGUGUUCCUCUUCUUCACAUGUGUUCCUCUUCUUCACAUGUGUUUCCUCUUCUUCACAUGUGUUCCUCUUCUUCACAUGUGUUCCUCUUCUUCACAUGUUUCCUCUUCUUCACAUGUGUUCCUCUUCUUCACAUGUGUUCCUCUUCUUCACAUGUGUUCCUCUUCUUCACAUGUGUUCCUCUUCUUCACAUGUGUUCCUCUUCUUCACAUGUGUUCCUCUUCUUCACAUGUGUUCCUCUUCUUCACAUGUGUUCCUCUUCUUCACAUGUGUUCCUCUUCUUCACAUGUGUUCCUCUUCUUCACAUGUGUUCCUCUUCUUCACAUGUGUUCCUCUUCUUCACAUGUGUUCCUCUUCUUCACAUGUGUUCCUCUUCUUCACAUGUGUUCCUCUUCUUCACAUGUGUUCCUCUUCUUCACAUGUGUUCCUCUUCUUCACAUGUGUUCCUCUUCUUCACAUGUGUUCCUCUUCUUCACAUGUGUUCCUCUUCUUCACAUGUGUUCCUCUUCUUCACAUGUGUUCCUCUUCUUCACAUGUGUUCCUCUUCUUCACAUGUGUUCCUCUUCUUCACAUGUGUUCCUCUUCUUCACAUGUGUUCCUCUUCUUCACAUGUGUUCCUCUUCUUCACAUGUGUUCCUCUUCUUCACAUGUGUUCCUCUUCUUCACAUGUGUUCCUCUUCUUCACAUGUGUUCCUCUUCUUCACAUGUGUUCCUCUUCUUCACAUGUGUUCCUCUUCUUCACAUGUGUUCCUCUUCUUCACAUGUGUUCCUCUUCUUCACAUGUGUUCCUCUUCUUCACAUGUGUUCCUCUUCUUCACAUGUGUUCCUCUUCUUCACAUGUGUUCCUCUUCUUCACAUGUGUUCCUCUUCUCACAUGUGUUCCUCUUCUUCACAUGUGGUUCCUCUCUGCACAUGUGUUCCUCUUCUUCACCAUGUGUUCCUCUUCUUCACAUGUGUUCCUCUUCUUCACAUGUGUUCCUCUUCUUCACAUGUGUUCUCUUCGUUCACAUGUGUCCUCUUCUUCACAUGUGUUCCUCUUCUCACAUGUGUUCCUCUUCUUCACAUGUGUUCCUCUUCUUCACAGGUGUUCCUCUUCUUCACAUGUGUUCCUCUUCUUCACAUGUGUUCCUUUCUUCACAGGUUCCUCUUCUUCACUGUGUUCCUCUUCUUCACAUGUGUUCCUCUUCUUCACAUGUGUUCCUCUUCUUCACAUGUGUUCCUCUUCUUCACAUGUGUUCCUCUUCUUCACAUGUGUUCCUCUUCUUCACAUGUGUUCCUCUUCUUCACAUGUGUUCCUCUUCUUCACAUGUGUUCCUCUUCUUCACAUGUGUUCCUCUUCUUCACAUGUGUUCCUCUUCUUCACAUGUGUUCCUCUUCUUCACAUGUGUUCCUCUUCUUCACAUGUGUUCCUCUUCUUCACAUGUGUUCCUCUUCUUCACAUGUGUUCCUCUUCUUCACAUGUGUUCCUCUUCUUCACAUGUGUUCCUCUUCUUCACAUGUGUUCCUCUUCUUCACAUGUGUUCCUCUUCUUCACAUGUGUUCCUCUUCUUCACAUGUGUUCCUCUUCUUCACAUGUGUUCCUCUUCUUCACAUGUGUUCCUCUUCUUCACAUGUGUUCCUCUUCUUCACAUGUGUUCCUCUUCUUCACAUGUGUUCCUCUUCUUCACAUGUGUUCCUCUUCUUCACAUGUGUUCCUCUUCUUCACAUGUGUUCCUCUUCUUCACAUGUGUUCCUCUUCUUCACAUGUGUUCCUCUUCUUCACAUGUGUUCCUCUUCUUCACAUGUGUUCCUCUUCUUCACAUGUGUUCCUCUUCUUCACAUGUGUUCCUCUUCUUCACAUGUGUUUCCUCUUCUUCACAUGUGUUCCUCUUCUUCACAUGUGUUCCUCUUCUUCACAUGUGUUCCUCUUCUUCACAUGUGUUCCUCUUCUUCACAUGUGUUCCUCUUCUUCACAUGUGUUCCUCUUCUUCACAUGUGUUCCUCUUCUUCACAUGUGUUCCUCUUCUUCACAUGUGUUCCUCUUCUUCACAUGUGUUCCUCUUCUUCACAUGUGUUUCCUCUUCUUCACAUGUGUUCCUCUUCUUCACAUGUGUUCCUCUUCUUCACAUGUGUUCCUCUUCUUCACAUGUGUUCCUCUUCUUCACAUGUGUUCCUCUUCUUCACAUGUGUUUCCUCUCUUCACAUGUGUUCCUCUUCUUCACAUGUGUUCCUCUUCUUCACAUGUGUUCCUCUUCUUCACAUGUGUUCCUCUUCUUCACAUGUGUUCCUCUUCUUCACAUGUGUUCCUCUUCUUCACAUGUGGUUCCUCUUCUUCACAUGUGUUCCUCUUCUUCACAUGUGUUCCUCUUCUUCACAUGUGUUCCUCUUCUUCACAUGUGUUCCUCUUCUUCACAUGUGUUCCUCUUCUUCACAUGUGUUCCUCUUCUUCACAUGUGUUCCUCUUCUUCACAUGUGUUUCCUCUUCUUCACAUGUGUUCCUCUUCUUCACAUGUGUUCCUCUUCUUCACAUGUGUUCCUCUUCUUCACAUGUGUUCCUCUUCUUCACAUGUGUUCCUCUUCUUCACAUGUGUUCCUCUUCUUCACAUGUGUUCCUCUUCUUCACAUGUGUUCCUCUUCUUCACAUGUGUUCCUCUUCUUCACAUGUGUUCCUCUUCUUCACAUGUGUUCCUCUUCUUCACAUGUGUUCCUCUUCUUCACAUGUGUUCCUCUUCUUCACAUGUGUUCCUCUUCUUCACAUGUGUUCCUCUUCUUCACAUGUGUUCCUCUUCUUCACAUGUGUUCCUCUUCUUCACAUGUGUUCCUCUCUUCACAUGUGUUCCUCUUCUUCACAUGUGUUCCUCUUCUUCACAUGUGUUCCUUUCCUUCACAUGUGUUCCUCUUCUUCACAUGUGUUCCUCUUCUUCACAUGUGUUCCUCUUCUUCACAUGUGUUCCUCUUCUUCACAUGUGUUCCUCUUCUUCACAUGUGUUCCUCUUCUUCACAUGUGUUCCUCUUCUUCACAUGUGUUCCUCUUCUUCACAUGUGUUCCUCUUCUUCACAUGUGUGUCCUCUUCUUCACAUGUGUUCCUCUUCUUCACAUGUGUUCCUCUCUUCACAUGUGUUCCUCUUCUUCACAUGUGUUCCUCUUCUUCACAUGUGUUCCUCUUCUUCACAUGUGUUCCUCUUCUUCACAUGUGUUCCUCUUCUUCACAUGUGUUCCUCUUCUUCACAUGUGUUCCUCUUCUUCACAUGUGUUCCUCUUCUUCACAUGUGUUCCUCUUCUUCACAUGUGUUCCUCUUCUUCACAUGUGUUCCUCUUCUUCACAUGUGUUCCUCUCUUCACAUGUGUUCCUCUUCUUCACAUGUGUUCCUCUUCUUCACAUGUGUUUCCUCUUCUUCACAUGUGUUCCUCUUCUUCACAUGUGUUCCUCUUCUUCACAUGUAUGUUCCUCUUCUUCACAUGUGUUCCUCUUCUUCACAUGUGUUCCUCUUCUUCACAUGUGUUCCUCUUCUUCACAUGUGUUCCUCUUCUUCACAUGUGUUCCUCUUCUUCACAUGUGUUCCUCUUCUUCACAUGUGUUCCUCUUCUUCACAUGUGUUCCUCUUCUUCACAUGUGUUCCUCUUCUUCACAUGUGUUCCUCUUCUUCACAUGUGUUCCUCUUCUUCACAUGUGUUCCUCUUCUUCACAUGUGUUCCUCUUCUUCACAUGUGUUCCUCUUCUUCACAUGUGUUCCUCUUCUUCACAUGUGUUCCUCUUCUUCUACAUGUGUUCCUCUUCUUCACAUGUGUUCCUCUUCUUCACAUGUGUUCCUCUUCUUCACAUGUGUUCUCUUCUUCACAUUGUUCCUCUUCUUCACAUGUGUUCCUCUUCUUCACAUGUGUUCCUCUUCUUCACAUGUGUUCCUCUUCUUCACAUGUGUUCCUCUUCUUCACAUGUGUUCCUCUUCUUCACAUGUGUUCCUCUUCUUCACAUGUGUUCCUCUUCUUCACAUGUGUUCCUCUUCUUCACAUGUGUUCCUCUUCUUCACAUGUGUUCCUCUUCUUCACAUGUGUUCCUCUUCUUCACAUGUGUUCCUCUUCUUCACAUGUGUUCCUCUUCUUCACAUGUGUUCCUCUUCUUCACAUGUGUUCCUCUUCUUCACAUGUGUUCCUCUUCUUCACAUGUGUUCCUCUUCUUCACAUGUGUUCCUCUUCUUCACAUGUGUUCCUCUUCUUCACAUGUGUUCACUCUUCUUCACAUGUGUUUCCUCUUCUUCACAUGUGUUCCUCUUCUUCACAUGUGUUCCUCUUCUUCACAUGUGUUCCUCUUCUUCACAUGUGUUCCUCUUCUUCACAUGUGUUCCUCUUCUUCACAUGUGUUCCUCUUCUUCACAUGUGUUCCUCUUCUUCACAUGUGUUUCCUCUUCUUCACAUGUGUUCCUCUUCUUCACAUGUGUUCCUCUUCUUCACAUGUGUUCCUCUUCUUCACAUGUGUUCCUCUUCUUCACAUGUGUUCCUCUUUCUUCACAUGUGUUCCUCUUCUUCACAUGUGUUUCCUCUUCUUCACAUGUGUUUCCUCUUCUUCACAUGUGUUCCUCUUCUUCACAUGUGUUCCUCUUCUUCACAUGUGUUCCUCUUCUUCACAUGUGUUCCUCUUCUUCACAUGUGUUCCUCUUCUUCACAUGUGUUCCUCUUCUUCACAUGUGUUCCUCUUCUUCACAUGUGUUCCUCUUCUUCACAUGUGUUCCUCUUCUUCACAUGUGUUCCUCUUCUUCACAUGUGUUCCUCUUCUUCACAUGUGUUCCUCUUCUUCACAUGUGUUCCUCUUCUUCACAUGUGUUCCUCUUCUUCACAUGUGUUCCUCUUCUUCACAUGUGUUCCUCUUCUUCACAUGUGUUCCUCUUCUUCACAUGUGUUCCUCUUCUUCACAUGUGUUCCUCUUCUUCACAUGUGUUCCUCUUCUUCACAUGUGUUCCUCUUCUUCACAUGUGUUCCUCUUCUUCACAUGUGUUCCUCUUCUUCACAUGUGUUCCUCUUCUUCACAUGUGUUCCUCUUCUUCACAUGUGUUCCUCUUCUUCACAUGUGUUCCUCUUCUUCACAUGUGUUCCUCUUCUUCACAUGUGUUCCUCUUCUUCACAUGUGUUCCUCUUCUUCACAUGUGUUCCUCUUCUUCACAUGUGUUCCUCUUCUUCACAUGUGUUUCCUCUUCUUCACAUGUGUUCCUCUUCUUCACAUGUGUUCCUCUUCUUCACAUGUGUUCCUCUUCUUCACAUGUGUUCCUCUUCUUCACAUGUGUUCCUCUUCUUCACAUGUGUUCCUCUUCUUCACAUGUGUUCCUCUUCUUCACAUGUGUUCCUCUUCUUCACAUGUGUUUCCUCUUCUUCACAUGUGUUCCUCUUCUUCACAUGUGUUCCUCUUCUUCACAUGUGUUUCCUCUUCUUCACAUGUGUUCCUCUUCUUCACAUGUGUUUCCUCUUCUUCACAUGUGUUCCUCUUCUUCACAUGUGUUCCUCUUCUUCACAUGUGUUCCCUUCUUCACAUGUGUUCCUCUUCUUCACAUGUGUUCCUCUUCUUCACAUGUGUUCCUCUUCUUCACAUGUGUUCCUCUUCUUCACAAUGUGUUCCUCUUCUUCACAUGUGUUUCCUCAUCUUCACAUGUGUGCCUCUCUUCACAUGUGUUCCUCUUCUUCACAUGUGUUCCUCUUCUUCACAUGUGUUCCUCUUCUUCACAUGUGUUCCUCUUCUUCACAUGUGUUCCUCUUCUUCACAUGUGUUCCUCUUCUUCACAUGUGUUCCUCUUCUUCACAUGUGUUCCUCUUCUUCACAUGUGUUCCUCUUCUUCACAUGUGUUCCUCUUCUUCACAUGUGUUCCUCUUCUUCACAUGUGUUCCUCUUCUUCACAUGUGUUCCUCUUCUUCACAUGUGUUCCUCUUCUUCACAUGUGUUCCUCUUCUUCACAUGUGUUCCUCUUCUUCACAUGUGUUCCUCUUCUUCACAUGUGUUCCUCUUCUUCACAUGUGUUCCUCUUCUUCACAUGUGUUCCUCUUCUUCACAUGUGUUCCUCUUCUUCACAUGUGUUCCUCUUCUUCACAUGUGUUCCUCUUCUUCACAUGUGUUCCUCUUCUUCACAUGUGUUCCUCUUCUUCACAUGUGUUCCUCUUCUUCACAUGUGUUCCUCUUCUUCACAUGUGUUCCUCUUCUUCACAUGUGUUCCUCUUCUUCACAUGUGUUCCUCUUCUUCACAUGUGUUCCUCUUCUUCACAUGUGUUCCUCUUCUUCACAUGUGUUCCUCUUCUUCACAUGUGUGUUCCUCUUCUUCACAUGUGUUCCUCUUCUUCACAUGUGUUCCUCUUCUUCACAUGUGUUCCUCUUCUUCACAUGUGUUCCUCUUCUUCACAUGUGUUCCUCUUCUUCACAUGUGUUUCCUCUUCUUCACAUGUGUUCCUCUUCUUCACAUGUGUUCCUCUUCUUCACAUGUGUUCCUCUUCUUCACAUGUGUUCCUCUUCUUCACAUGUGUUCCUCUUCUUCACAUGUGUUCCUCUUCUUCACAUGUGUUCCUCUUCUUCACAUGUGUUCCUCUUCUUCACAUGUGUUCCUCUUCUUCACAUGUGUUCCUCUUCUUCACAUGUGUUCCUCUUCUUCACAUGUGUUCCUCUUCUUCACAUGUGUUCCUCUUCUUCACAUGUGUUCCUCUUCUUCACAUGUGUUCCUCUUCUUCACAUGUGUUCCUUCUUCUUCACAUGUGUUCCUCUUCUUCACAUGUGUUCCUCUUCUUCACAUGUGUUCCUCUUCUUCACAUGUGUUCCUCUUCUUCACAUGUGUUCCUCUUCUUCACAUGUGUUUCCUCUUCUUCACAUGUGUUCCUCUUCUUCACAUGUGUUCCUCUUCUUCACAUGUGUUCCUUCUUCUUCACAUGUGUUCCUCUUCUUCACAUGUGUUCCUCUUCUUCACAUGUGUUCCUCUUCUUCACAUGUGUUCCUCUUCUUCACAUGUGUUCCUCUUCUUCACAUGUGUUCCUCUUCUUCACAUGUGUUCCUCUUCUUCACAUGUGUUCCUCUUCUUCACAUGUGUUCCUCUUCUUCACAUGUGUUCCUCUUCUUCACAUGUGUUCCUCUUCUUCACAUGUGUUCCUCUUCUUCACAUGUGUUCCUCUUCUUCACAUGUGUUCCUCUUCUUCACAUGUGUUCCUCUGCUUCACAUGUGGUUCCUCUUCUUCACCAUGUGUUCCUCUUCUUCACAUGUGUUCCUCUUCUUCACAUGUGGUUCCUCGUCUUCCAACAUGUGUUCCUUCUUCUUCACAUGUGUUCCUCUUCUUCACAUGUGUUCCUCUUCUUCACAUGUGUUCCUCUUCUUCACAUGUGUUCCUCUUCUUCACAUGUGUUCCUCAACUUCUUCACAGGUGGUGCCUCUUACUUCACGAUGUGUUCCUCUUCUUCACAAUGUGUUCCGCUUCUUCACAUUGUUCCUCUUCUUACACGAUGUGUUCCUCUAUUCUUCAACAAAUUGUUGUUCCUCUUCUUCACAUGUGUUCCUCUUCUUCAACUAUGUGUUCCUCUUCUUCACAUGUGUUCCUCUUCAUGUGUUCUUCAACAUGUGUUUCCUCUUCCUUCACAUGUUGUCCUCUUCUUCACAUGUGUUUCCUCUUCUUCACAUGUGUUCCUCUUCUUCACAUGUGUUCAUCUUCUUCACAUGUGUUCCUCUUCUUCACAUGUGUUCCUCUUCUUCACAUGUGUUCCAUGUGUUCCUCUUCUUCACAUGUGUUCCUCUUCUUCACAUGUGUUCCUCUUCUCCAUGUGUUCCUCUUCUUCACAUGUGUUCCUCUUCUUCACAUGUGUUCCUCUUCUUCACAUGUGUUCCUCUUCUUCACAUGUGUUCCUCUUCUUCACAUGUGUUCCUCUUCUUCACAUGUGUUCCUCUUCUUCACAUGUGUUCCUCUUCUUCACAUGUGUUCCUCUUCUUCACAUGUGUUUCCUCUUCUUCACAUGUGUUCCUCUUCUUCACAUGUGUUCCUCUUCUUCACAUGUGUUCCUCUUCUUCACAUGUGUUCCUCUUCUUCACAUGUGUUUCCUCUUCUUCACAUGUGUUCCUCUUCUUCACAUGUGUUCCUCUUCUUCACAUGUGUUCCUCUUCUUCACAUGUGUUCCUCUUCUUCACAUGUGUUCCUCUUCUUCACAUGUGUUCCUCUUCUUCACAUGUGUUCCUCUUCUUCACAUGUGUUCCUCUUCUUCACAUGUGUUCCUCUUCUUCACAUGUGUUCCUCUUCUUCACAUGUGUUCCUCUUCUUCACAUGUGUUCCUCUUCUUCACAUGUGUUCCUCUUCUUCACAUGUGUUCCUCUUCUUCACAUGUGUUCCUCUUCUUCACAUGUGUUCCUCUUCUUCCACAUGUGUUCCUCUUCUUCACAUGUGUUCCUCUUCUUCACAUGUGUUCCUCUUCUUCACAUGUGUUCCUCUUCUUCACAUGUGUUCCUCUUCUUCACAUGUGUUCCUCUUCUUCACAUGUGUUCCUCUUCUUCACAUGUGUUCCUCCUUCUUCACAUGUGUUCCUCUUCUUCACAUGUGUUCCUCUUCUUCACAUGUGUUCCUCUUCUUCACAUGUGUUCCUCUUCUUCACAUGUGUUCCUCUUCUCACAUGUGUUCCUCUUCUUCACAUGUGUUCCUCUUCUUCACAUGUGUUCCUCUUCUUCACAUGUGUUCCUCUUCUUCACAUGUGUUCCUCUUCUUCCAUGUGUUCCUCUUCUUCACAUGUUCCUCUUCUUCACAUGUGUUCCUCUUCUUCACAUGUGUUCCUCUUCUUCACAUGUGUUCCUCUUCUUCACAUGUGUUCCUCUUCUUCACAUUUUCCUCUUCUUCACAUGUGUUCCUCUUCUUCACAUGUGUUCCUCUUCUUCACAUGUGUUCCUCUUCUUCACAUGUGUUCCUCUUCUUCACAUGUGUUCCUCUUCUUCACAUGUGUUCCUCUUCUUCACAUGUGUUCCUCUUCUUCACAUGUGUUCCUCUUCUUCACAUGUGUUCCUCUUCUUCACAUGUGUUCCUCUUCUUCACAUGUGUUCCUCUUCUUCACAUGUGUUCCUCUUCUUCACAUGUGUUCCUCUUCUUCACAUGUGUUCCUCUUCUUCACAUGUGUUCCUCUUCUUCACAUGUGUUCCUCUUCUUCACAUGUGUUCCUCUUCUUCACAUGUGUUCCUCUUCUUCACAUGUGUUCCUCUUCUUCACAUGUGUUCCUCUUCUUCACAUGUGUUCCUCUUCUUCACAUGUGUUCCUCUUCUUCACAUGUGUUCCUCUUCUUCACAUGUGUUCCUCUUCUUCACAUGUGUUCCUCUUCUUCACAUGUGGUUCCUCUUCUUCACAUGUGUUCCUCCUUCGUCACAUGUGUUCCUCUUCUUCACAUGUGUUCCUCUUCUUCACAUGUGUUCCUCUUCUUCACAUGUGUUCCCUUCUUCACAGUGUUCUCUCUCACAUGUGUUCCUCAUUCUUCACAUGUGUUCCUCUUCUUCACAUGUGUUCCUCUUCUUCACAUGUGUUCCUCUUCUUCACAUGUGUUCCUCUUCUUCACAUGUGUUCCUCUUCUUCACAUGUGUUCCUCUUCUUCACAUGUGUUCCUCUUCUUCACAUGUGUUCCUCUUCUUCACAUGUGUUCCUCUUCUUCACAUGUGUUCCUCUUCUUCACAUGUGUUCCUCUUCUUCACAUGUGUUCCUCUUCUUCACAUGUGUUCCUCUUCUUCACAUGUGUUCCUCUUCUUCACAUGUGUUCCUCUUCUUCACAUGUGUUCCUCUUCUUCACAUGUGUUCCUCUUCUUCACAUGUGUUCCUCUCUUCACAUGUGUUCCUCUUCUUCACAUGUGUUCCUCUUCUUCACAUGUGUUCCUCUUCUUCACAUGUGUUCCUCUUCUUCACAUGUGUUCCUCUUCUUCACAUGUGUUCCUCUUCUUCACAUGUGUUCCUCUUCUUCACAUGUGUUCCUCUUCUUCACAUGUGUUCCUCUUCUUCACAUGUGUUCCUCUUCUUCACAUGUGUUCCUCUUCUUCACAUGUGUUCCUCUUCUUCACAUGUGUUCCUCUUCUUCACAUGUGUUCCUCUUCUUCACAUGUGUUCCUCUUCUUCACAUGUGUUCCUCUUCUUCACAUGUGUUCCUCUUCUUCACAUGUGUUCCUCUUCUUCACAUGUGUUCCUCUUCUUCACAUGUGUUCCUCUUCUUCACAUGUGUUCCUCUUCUUCACAUGUGUUCCUCUUCUUCACAUGUGUUCCUCUUCUUCACAUGUGUUCCUCUUCUUCACAUGUGUUCCUCUUCUUCACAUGUGUUCCUCUUCUUCACAUGUGUUCCUCUUCUUCACAUGUGUUCCUCUUCUUCACAUGUGUUCCUCUUCUUCACAUGUGUUUCCUCUUCUUCACAUGUGUUCCUCUUCUUCACAUGUGUUCCUCUUCUUCACAUGUGUUUCCUCUUCUUCACAUGUGUUCCUCUUCUUCACAUGUGUUCCUCUUCUUCACAUGUGUUCCUCUUCUUCACAUGUGUUCCUCUUCUUCACAUGUGUUCCUCUUCGUCACAUGUGUUCCUCUUCUUCACAUGUGUUUCCUCUUCUUCACAUGUGUUCCUCUUCUUCACAUGUGUUCCUCUUCUUCACAUGUGUUCCUCUUCUUCACAUGUGUUCCUCUUCUUCACAUGUGUUCCUCUUCUUCACAUGUGUUCCUCUUCUUCACAUGUGUUCCUCUUCUUCACAUGUGUUCCUCUUCUUCACAUGUGUUCCUCUUCUUCACAUGUGUUCCUCUUCUUCACAUGUGUUCCUCUUCUUCACAUGUGUUCCUCUUCUUCACAUGUGUUCCUCUUCUUCACAUGUGUUCCUCUUCUUCACAUGUGUUCCUCUUCUUCACAUGUGUUCCUCUUCUUCACAUGUGUUCCUCUUCUUCACAUGUGUUCCUCUUCUUCACAUGUGUUCCUCUUCUUCACAUGUGUUCCUCUUCUUCACAUGUGUUCCUCUUCUUCACAUGUGUUCCUCUUCUUCACAUGUGUUCCUCUUCUUCACAUGUGUUCCUCUUCUUCACAUGUGUUCCUCUUCUUCACAUGUGUUCCUCUUCUUCACAUGUGUUCCUCUUCUUCACAUGUGUUCCUCUUCUUCACAUGUGUUCCUCUUCUUCACAUGUGUUCCUCUUCUUCACAUGUGUUCCUCUUCUUCACAUGUGUUCCUCUUCUUCACAUGUGUUCCUCUUCUUCACAUGUGUUCCUCUUCUUCACAUGUGUUCCUCUUCUUCACAUGUGUUCCUCUUCUUCACAUGUGUUCCUCUUCUUCACAUGUGUUCCUCUUCUUCACAUGUGUUCCUCUUCUUCACAUGUGUUCCUCUUCUUCACAUGUGUUCCUCUUCUUCACAUGUGUUCCUCUUCUUCACAUGUGUUCCUCUUCUUCACAUGUGUUCCUCUUCUUCACAUGUGUUCCUCUUCUUCACAUGUGUUCCUCUUCUUCACAUGUGUUCCUCUUCUUCACAUGUGUUCCUCUUCUUCACAUGUGUUCCUCUUCUUCACAUGUGUUCCUUCCCCCCACGCCUUGCCCCAACACUUGUCCCUCACAGCGCCCUGCACCAGCGCAUGCGGCCGUGGGUGGCGCGGAAGAUCCAGGAGUUCCUGGGGGAGGAGGAGCCCACGCUCGUCGACUUCAUUCUCUCCGAGACGCAGCAGCAUGUGGGCGGGGCGGCACUGCUCACCCUGCUGUAGCCGAUACUGGACGAGGGCUCUUGAGACGCAGCGCGCUUCACCAGCGCAUGCGGCCGUGGGUGGCGCGGAAGAUCCAGGAGUUCCUGGGGGAGGAGGAGCCCACCCUGGUGGACUUCAUUCUCUCCAAGACGCAGCAGCACGUGGGCGGGGCGGCGCUGCUGGGGCUGCUGGAGCCGAUACUGGACGAGGAGGCGGAGAUGUUUGUGCUCAAGAUGUGGCGCAUGCUCAUCUUUGAGAUCAGGCGCGUUGAGAUGGGGCUCACUGGGAAGGCUGGUGCUAAGUACUACGCUCCCUCUCUCCUCUCUCUCCUUUCUCUGCUCUCUCGCCACUCUCUCCUCUCUCCCCUUUCUCCUCUCUCCUCUCUCUGCUCUCUUGCCCUCCUCUCAUCUCUCUCCUCUUUCUCCUCUCUCCCCUCUCUCCCCUCUCUCCCCUCUCUCGCCCCUCACUCCUCUCUCGUCCCUCACUCCUCUCUCGUCCCUCACUCCUCUCUCGUCCCUCACUCCUCUCUCGUCCCUCUCGCCUCUCUCUCCCCUCUCUCCUCUCUCGCCGAUAUUGCUCUCGCUUCUGCCCCUCUCUCCUCUCUCUUAUGA